Molecule: messenger RNA, 966 nt
Organism: Lachnellula hyalina
Lineage: Eukaryota; Fungi; Ascomycota; Leotiomycetes; Helotiales; Lachnaceae
Product: putative 4-hydroxy-2-oxoglutarate aldolase, mitochondrial
Exons: 1
Coding region: 1-966 (321 amino acids)
Molecular function (GO): 4-hydroxy-tetrahydrodipicolinate synthase activity
Source: RefSeq, a predicted model, not a curated record
AUGAGACAUUCAAACUCACCAGUUCCCUCCAUUCGUCCCAUCACCGCAGGAUUCUAUGUCCCAAUCGUAACACCAUUCAGCAAAGAAACAGAAGGACUUGACUAUCCAGCCCUCCGCCAACAUGUCACCUGGCUAGCAAAGUGCUCCGUUGCCGGCAUAGUAACCCAGGGGUCCAAUGGCGAAGCGGUACACCUUAGUCACACGGAGCGACAAAUCGUGACAAGUACAACGAGGGAGGCACUUAACAGCGCCGGCUUCGACGACCUGCCCAUCAUCGUCGGCUGCGGCGCGCAGUCCACGCUCGAGACGAUUGAGCUCUGCAGCCACGCCGCCCAGGCCGGCGGCGACGCAGCACUAGUGCUCCCACCGUCCUACUACCACAGUCUGUACAACGAUGCCUCGAUACUGGACUUCUUCGCAGACGUGGCCGAUGCAUCCCCAAUUCCAAUCCUCAUCUACAACUACCCCGGCGCAACAUCUGGCUUCGACAUGGACUCGGAUGCCAUCAUCUCUCUGAGCAAACACCCUAAUAUCAUCGGCUGUAAGCUGACCUGUGGCAACACGGGCAAGUUGAACCGUAUUGUAGCUGCGACAAGCGCAAGUAGCAAGCCUGCCUUUCUCUGUAUGGGCGGAUCGGCAGACUUUACGACUCAGGCUUUGGUAGGUGGUGGCUCUGGCAUCAUCGGUGGACUGGGCAACAUUGCACCUCGAGCGUGUGUGAAGGUCUUUGAUCUGUACAAAGCUGGAAAAAUUGACGAAGCAGUUAAGAUGCAAGGAGUCGUUGCGCGCGGAGACUGGGUAGCAAUUAGAACAGGUAUUGUUGGAACUAAGGCUGCAAUGGAAUCGUACCUUGGUUAUGGUGGAUGUUGCCGUAAACCUGUCCCUCGUCCAACAAAAGAAGAGGUGGAGAGAUACGUUGAGGGUUUCGCCGAGUUGUUUGAACUUGAGAAGACUCUAGUGCUGUAG